CCUUGCCUUGUUUGUCGCACGCCAGCAUUGAGGUUUUAGGGCAUGUUGGUCCGUGGUACGGUCAAUGUACGCAUGUAGCUAUGGUGAUUGGCGACCAGGUUUUGUUUUUCAUAGCUGGGAGCUUCCUUUCUUCCCUCGUGCUGGAAAAAGAAUCCGUGUGCUGCCUUGACUCUUGAUCGCCAGCGCCAUUUUAAUCCGCGCGAUAGCUCUUUCCAGGUCAAGGAUUUCCCCAGUGGAAGGAAGGGACUGGACGACCGCGGCGGCGACGAGGAUCUGGGCGCCGAGCUGUGAUCUUGGCGAUUUUUGUGUGGCGGCAUUGGCGAUUGUGGGCGAAAUUUCUCGAAAUAUCGGGCAUGGAGAAGAAUCUGUCCGUCGAUGUCAAGACCGCGAGGCGCUUCUUCUGGGAUUUGAGCGGAUCGCCAUACUCCGUCCGGAACUAUGAUCGAUCAGCGCUUAGUCCUCAAGACGAUGCUGCGAUCACGAUGCAGAAGACGUAUCGCGGCUAUCGGCGGAGGCGGCAGCUCGCGGAUUGCGCAGUGAUUGCCAGAGACUAUGGAUGGUGGAACGUCCUAGAGGGAGUUAUCCUGAGACAGAACAUCGAGUUCGACCAGGAGCGCGAAGAAAAUGUGUCCCACAAAUGGAUUCGUGCUAAGAAACUAGCGGCCAAGCUCGGAAAGGGUCUGUCCAAGGACGAAAACGCAAGAAAACUUGCAUUCGAACACUGGCUGGAAGCUAUUGAUGCCAGACAUCGCUAUGGACACAACUUGCAUAAGUUUUAUAAGAUCUGGUUCUCGAGUGGGACAACCGAGCCUUUCUUUUACUGGCUGGAUGUGGGAGAGGGCAGGCAAGUCGAGCACGAAGAUUGUUCUAGAGCGAAGCUUUUCAAGGAACAGAUAGAUUAUCUUGGCCCUCGGCAAAGGAAAGAGUAUGAAGUGUCGAUAGAAAACGGGGUGUGGAGAUACUUGGACGGGAAGAUCAUUGACACCGGCGUGGUGGACGAUGACGACAAAUGGAUAUUUGUGAUGAGCACGACUGGAAGGAUAUACGUAGGCCAGAAAAAGAAAGGGAAAUUUCAGCACUCGAGCUUUCUAGCAGGAGGAGCUGCCACAGCGGCUGGCCGACUGGUUCUAAUGAACGGCAUUUUGGAGUUGCUUGAAGCUCACAGCGGCCACUACCGGCCGGCCGAGGAGGAUUUCAGAUACUUCCUCAACACUCUCAAGGAUAAAGGCGUGGACAUGUCCAGAGUGAAGGUGGAAUACUCUUCCCGCGAGAUGAAAUCUCACAAGCAAAAGUCAAAGAAGAAGUUGCCCAAGGCCAACAAGGAUUCCGUUAGCGAUGAAGCAGCGAGCCUGGCAACGACUUUUGUGGAGGCAUUGAGCCAGGAAGCGUCAAAGCCGGAGGAGACCCCUUCCCUCCUCACUCAUGUAGACGUCAACGGCAACGAGUGUAAUGGAAAUGGAGAUCUGCACAAGCACAUGAAGCAUCGCCCUCCAAUGCUCGAGAUCAAGCGAAAUGGCUGGUGCUCCGAGGGUGGAGCACGGAUCACAAGCCUCUCCGUCAUUCCACCUGAUCGUCGAACGAGAGCUCUCGACGCCGUUUCAACCCCGCGGGUCCUGGCCACUGUUCGCUGGUAAUAACUGAUUGCUACAAGAUGUUUUGGCAGCUUGUGAAGGUGUACAUACAUUGUCAUCUCUUUCAGGAAUUUCCAAAUCAAACUUUUCUUCGAACACAUCGCCAUCUCUCUAUAGGUGUUGAGAAUUUUCAAUCAAGCUCAUCCUUUGAAAGAUAAGAGUACUUGCGUCAAACCAGGAAAGAUAUACUAUACUUAAAGUGAAGGAAAGCCACUUCGUUUUCGUAA
Messenger RNA from Selaginella moellendorffii, 1858 nucleotides. RefSeq names its product IQ domain-containing protein IQM1-like. Gene Ontology annotation, molecular function: protein binding. Lineage: Eukaryota; Viridiplantae; Streptophyta; Lycopodiopsida; Selaginellales; Selaginellaceae. The transcript is spliced from 11 exons. The coding region runs from base 354 to 1634 and encodes 426 amino acids. The record is from RefSeq and is a predicted model, not a curated record.